AAGUCCAACCUUAUGCGCGUUUAAUACUUCAACAGAGAAAAAAAACCAAUUUCGAGGAACCUCUCUGACCAUCAUUUCACGAUGACAAUUUGUCUAUUCCUAUGUUAAAUGCCCUGUCCUAAUGGUAACCGAGUACUAUAUAUACCAGGUUGCUCUUCUAAGCUUUCCUCAAUUCAGUUUAAACAUCAACAAAAGUGAUAAAGAUAAUAUUUUCUUUUGAUCAGUUUCAUAGCUAAUAAAGAAAAAUGGCUGAGAAAGACCAGCAAGUGCAUCCCCUAGCACCAGCUAACAAGCAGCCGAGGAGUGAUGAAGAAUCAGCCGGGUUACAAGCGAAAGAGCUGAAAAGAAAGAAGAGAAUCAAAUAUGCUGUGUAUAUUGCGGCUUUUGCAGUGUUCCAAACCGCUAUCAUCCUGGUUUUUGCACUGACAGUCAUGCGCGUUAAGAACCCAAAGGUGAGAAUUGGAAGAAUCACCAUUGAGACAAUGGAAACCAAUAACACCGGAGCUGCUGCUGCUGCUUCAUUUGAUCUCAAGUUCAUUGCCCAAGUUACGGUAAAAAACACCAAUUUUGGUCAUUACAGAUUUGAUCACAGUACUAUGAGUUUUCUGUAUGAUGGUGUAAUAGUAGGAGAGGCAAUUAUUCCCAAGGCCAGGGCCAGAGCUCGUUCUACCAAAAAAUUGGAUGUUACUGUGGAAGUGAACUCCAGAGCAUUGACAAACACCGCACCACUUGGCUCAGAAUUGAGUUCCAAUAUAUUGACAUUGAAUAGCCAGGCCAAAUUGAAAGGAAAAGUGGAAUUGAUGAAAGUGAUAAAGAGAAACAAAUCCCCAGAGAUGAACUGUACCCUCACAUUCAAUGUUUCAACAAGGAAUCUCCAAGAUCUAAACUGCAAGUGAUGGCAUAAUAAUUAAGCUUGGUACCGGUUUUCAAAUUUUUUGGGUUUAAUUUUUAGUACUUACUAUACACUUGAUUAUCUUCAUAGCUUAAUAUAUGUAUACCUGUAUCUUCUUAUACGGAGAGUCAUUAUUCAUUUUAUUCGUUAUUUUUUAAUUUGAUUUCAUUUUUUGUAUUUUGCCGACUAUAUUUGGUUCUUGCAGCUGGCCUUCUUCUUUAAAAUUUAUGAUUCUUAUGUGUAUUCUAUUGUUAGAAGUUUAAAUCUUAUGAAAUUCAUAAUUUUUAAAAAUCUAACCAGCAUAGUAUGCAAAUCAUCUGAAUUAAUGCUCCGUAAGCAGAAAGCAGUGUCGAUUUGACAAAAAUCUAAAUCAAUUAAUUAA
Messenger RNA from Durio zibethinus, 1274 nucleotides. The record is from RefSeq and is a predicted model, not a curated record. NCBI's taxonomy places the organism in Eukaryota, Viridiplantae, Streptophyta, Magnoliopsida, Malvales, Malvaceae.